Phymastichus coffea is the source of this 2179-nucleotide messenger RNA. Its product is annotated as glucose dehydrogenase [FAD, quinone]-like. The coding region runs from base 337 to 2172 and encodes 611 amino acids. Gene Ontology annotation, molecular function: oxidoreductase activity, acting on CH-OH group of donors; flavin adenine dinucleotide binding. The transcript is spliced from 3 exons. The record is from RefSeq and is a predicted model, not a curated record. NCBI's taxonomy places the organism in Eukaryota, Metazoa, Arthropoda, Insecta, Hymenoptera, Eulophidae.
CAAACAUAUUUUAAUAAACGAUAAAUUAUUUCAUAAAAUUACUUGUCAUACAUUCAAUGAUGUAAUUUUUUUAAUUAUUCAAUAACACAGGGUUGAUAUUUUUUAAUUGAUUAACAAGGAAAAUUUUAUAUUAUGAUUUAGGCUUGUAUUAUCUUACAAGUUUAUUUAUGUUUCCAAAUUAAAAUCAAGUGACUAAAUCUUACAAGUCAUAAAUUAGUGAUACGUAAGCUGAACAAUAAACUAAGAUAACGAACUUUAUAUUGUAUACGUAUAUAAGAUCCUUUACACUAAGUUGAAAAGCUACGCCAGUAGGAGGUUGAACGUUAAUUUGUGAAAAUGCCGUGGACACCGGCAAAUCAUACUCAGGAAUGUAUUUCAAACCCUUCGCAAUCGCAAUGUCAACCAGCAGUUAUAGCGUUCAUGGCAUUUUUAGCAAAUUAUUUAGGACACUCCAAUGAUGAAUAUUUUAGUGAUUCAAUAAACUUGGAAACCAGUCAUAGAAGUAGUGAAAAACACGACUAUCAUUAUGAUUUCAUUAUCGUUGGUGCGGGCAGUGCCGGUUGUGUUCUUGCGAAUCGAUUAAGUGAAAUUGAAAAAUGGAAGGUUUUACUGAUAGAAGCUGGCGACGAAGAACCGCUGAUUGCUGACAUGAUCCCGUCAAUGGAGUAUUAUUUAAAAGGUAGUAGCAUUGACUAUGGAUAUCAAACACAACCAGAGCCAGUUGCUUGCCAGUCAGAUCCUAACAAAAAAUGUUCUUGGCCAAGAGGCAAAACAAUGGGUGGCAGUAGUUCAAUUAACGGUAUGUGGUAUGUUCGCGGUUCUAAAGAUGAUUAUGAUCAUUGGGCUCAUCUCGGGAACAUAGGGUGGAGCUACGACGAAGUUUUACCAUAUUUCAAAAAAUCAGAAGAUUCGAGGCUCCUAGAAAACGCGAACAAAGACCCUGUAAGCCAUGGAACUGGCGGAUACUUGACGGUUAGUUAUUUCAACAAAAGCAAGAAUUUCGAUACGUUGAUGAACGCUUGGGGUGAGCUGGGUCUACAAGAAAUCGACUAUAUAACCGGAGGUAGCAUGAUCGGAAGAGCAAGGGUACAAUCGACGACGAUUAAUGGUGCACGGCAAAGUAGCAACGGGGCUUUUAUCAGACCGAUCCGCGGACGACGAGGUAAUUUGAUCAUCAAAACAAAAGCUCGAGUGACAAAAAUAAUUAUUGAUACGAAAAGAAAGCAAGCUGUGGGCGUACAAUAUGUAACGGGUAAUAAUACAAAGCAAGUUUUUGCAAAAAAAGAAGUUAUUGUGUCAGCUGGCGUUAUCGACAGUCCCAAGCUUCUCAUGUUAUCUGGGAUCGGGUCAAAGUUGGAACUUUCCGAGGCAAAUAUUGAGGUGAUUCAAGAACUGCCUUCUGUUGGAAAAAACCUUCGCGAUCAUGUAGCGAUUAAGGCGUUAUCUUUUGAUUUGAAUGAUAAUUCCUCUGUUUUGGGCGAUGUUAAAGAUUUACAAAACAGCAUCGCUUAUUGGCUAAGCACUCGCGAAGGAUCUGCAAAUACUGCUGGAUCGUUAGAUUCGAUGGCAUAUUUUCAAACACCUUAUGAGACUAGGCCGGGAGUUCCCGACAUUCAAAUCACUCCACUUGAUGAUAUGCUCGACAAGCCUUAUUUCGCAAGAUUUUUUUACAACCAGAUAAUUUUUAGUUGCGUAGUCUUAGAAACGAAAAGCCUUGGAGCAGUAAAAUUGAAUAAAACUGAUGCUACAUUCAAUCCACCUCUCAUGUAUGGAAACUAUUUAACUCACCCAGCUGAUGUUGAAAGAGGCAUUGCUGCAUUAAAAAUAACGCAAAAAAUAUUCAAAACAAGUUCUUUCAUCAAAGCAGGAUUCAAACAAAAGCCCAUUCUUGGCUGCGAUCACUGUAUUGCCGGGAGCGAUGCAUAUUGGAAAUGCGUUGUGCAAUUGUACUCUGCUCCUGGCUGGCACAUGGUCGGCACUUGCAAAAUGGGACCAAAAUCUGAUAGAGAUGCCGUCGUAGAUCCAACUUUGAAAGUUUAUGGCAUCGAUAGGCUUAGAGUCAUUGAUGCUUCGAUUAUGCCUUCGUUGCCGAAAGGAAAUAUUAAUGCUCCAACUAUCAUGAUUGCAGAAAAGGGAAGUUCUAUGAUUAAGAAGCAAUGGUUGAAAAUUUAAGGCUAGG